GAGAGAGAGAGAGAGAGAGAGAGAGAGAGAGAGAGAGAAAGAUAUAGAGUAAGGGAAACGGUAUAUAAAAGGAGAUAACGCAAGAGGUAAAGGACGAAGACUAUAUGAGAAAAUAAUUCGACUAUGUUAAGAUUUUAACAUGAUCCGGAAAAAUUAAUAAAGAAAGGAGAAAAAGGAAGAAGAAAAAAGUAAAAGGGAGGAAAACAAAAAAAAAAGAAAAAAAAAAAAGAAAAAAAAAUAAAAAGAUCAAACGGAAAUAAAUAUAAAAAGGAGAAAGGAGAUAUUGCGAGUGCGUUGAAUGAAGAAAUAUGAACUUCGUUGAAAUUGGGUUGAAUUUUGUGAAAUUAAGAAAAGAAAAAAAGAAAAAGAAAAAAGGGCUGAAAAGAGAUUAAGUUCUUUCGAGAUUUACUGUGAUAGUAAAAGAGGACCAAAAAGAAAUAUAAAAAAAAAAAAAUAAUAGAAGAGAAAGAGAGAGAGGUAGAGAAAAAAAUCAAAAAAAAAAAAAAAAAGAAAAAGACAUACGACACUUUUGCAAAGAUCCAAAGGAUCCGAGGGAUCAUCGAUCGACGUUUACAUUGAACCAGGCGUGAGGCAUUAUCGACAGCAACCGAAGAUAACCAGUACGUUUAUGCGUCAACGGUUGCUGAAGAGAACUUCAUUUCCAAUUUAACAGUGACGCAAAGACUCGAACAAUAAAUUUCUACUGCCAUGGAGAAAGCAAAAGGGGAGACAAUAAACAUGCAACUCAUCGAUUCUCAAAGUCCAUACAAAGUUAACAACGAGAUAACAAGUAGUGGUGUAAAUACACCGGAUGCUCCUACGUCACCGACAGUGUCCGAGGAAUCCUAUGACCCUCAUAAACAUCGCAAUGUACCGAAUCCAACCUCAAAUGCCGAAACGUUGAUACACUUGUUAAAAGGCAGCUUGGGUACUGGUAUAUUAGCGAUGCCAAAUGCAUUUUGUAAUAGUGGCCUUGCGACUGGUGCAGUAGCGACCGUCAUUAUCGGAACUUUAUGUACAUACUGCUUACACGUACUUGUCAGGGCGCAAUACAAACUAUGUAAACGGUUAAGAGUUCCUAUACUCAGUUAUCCAAUGAGUAUGAAGUACGCUCUCGAACAAGGUCCUCAAUGUAUAAAAUGGUUCUCACCGUAUGCACCAGGACUAGUAGAUGGAUUUAUGAUAACAUAUCAAUUGGGAAUUUGCUGUGUUUACAUAUUAUUUGUAGCCAGAAAUAUAAAGCAGGUGGCAGAUCAGUAUUGGGAACCAUUGGAUAUAGAAAUCCAUACGUCCAUUUUGUUGCUUCCGCUGAUAUUAAUGAACUACAUUAGAAAUCUUAAAUUAUUGGCGCCAUUUUCUACGUUAGCCAAUAUAAUAACCUUCAUUGGAUUGGGAAUGAUAAUAGCUUACAUGUUCGAGGAUUUACCAAGUAUGAGCGAUAGACAAAUGUUUGGUAGUGUUAGAAGUUUUGCUCUUUACUUUGGUACGACAUUGUUCGCAUUGGAAGCCGUCGGUGUGAUAAUAGCUUUGGAAAAUAAUAUGAAGACCCCGCAAUAUUUUGGAGGAUAUUGUGGUGUUCUCAACAUUGGUAUGACGGUUAUCGUAACUCUCUACAUUCUUAUGGGUUUCUUUGGUUAUUUGAAAUAUGGAACGGCAGCUAAAGGAAGCGUUACGUUUAAUUUACCGAAAGAUCAAGUGAUGGCUCAAUCUAUUAACAUAAUGUUUGCGAUAGCAAUUUUUAUAACUUACGCGUUACAAGGAUACGUACCUGUUGAAAUAAUCUGGAAGACUUAUCUUGAUCAACGUAUACAAAAUCAUAAAAUCUUUUGGGAAUACGUUUGCAGAACUCUCGUUACAUUGGUAACGUUUACGUUGGCGAUCACUAUACCAAGAUUGGGUCUGUUCAUAUCUCUUUUUGGAGCCUUAUGUCUAUCUGUCCUUGGUAUAGCCUUUCCAGCCAUAAUCGAGAUAUGCGUAUUCUGGCCAGACGAAUUAGGCCCAUUCAAAUUACUCCUAGUUAAGGAUCUCUGUUUGAUAUUAUUUGGUUUGAUAGGUCUCGUUGCUGGAACUUACGUCAGUGUAGUCGAAAUUAUAAAAUCAUUUAAUCCUGAUGCCAUAGAUCAGAGCGAUUAAAAUUUGAUCGAUUGAAAUUUCUUCUAGAGAAGAAAUAAGAACAAAAAGAUGAAAAUGAAAAUGAAAGAGAGAGAGAUAGAGAGAGAGAGAGAGAGAGAGAGAGAGAGAGAGAAAGAGAGAGAAAAGGAUUGGCACGCAAACGUAAAGCUUUUUCAAUAUUUAGAGAAGAAUCACGUGCCGUAGAUAUAAUUAAUCAAUAAUGUACCUUCUUAUACGUAUAAUAUGACAAGAGAGAGACUAAGAAUCUCAAAGCAUUCGGGAAAUGCUUCUUAUAUCACCGCCAUUAGUAUACUUAGACUGUUUGAAUCUCUAAGACGAUAAAAAUUACUUUGUAGAGAUAUUAUAUAUAUAUAUAAUAUAUAUAUAAUAUAUUAUAUAUAUAUAUUAUAUAUAUAUAUAAUAGAGAUGCGAUUUUAGUUAGGAUAGAUUGUUAAUUGUAUGCGUUUUAACGAUCCCGAUAAAAUGAAAGAUAUAUAACAUUGCUUCGAAACUGUGAUCGAAAAUUUCUAUUGACGCAUUCGCUUCGCGAGAAGAGAGAUCGAUCCAUUUUU
Messenger RNA from Vespa crabro (European hornet), 2684 nucleotides. Its product is annotated as proton-coupled amino acid transporter-like protein CG1139. Gene Ontology annotation, biological process: amino acid transmembrane transport. NCBI's taxonomy places the organism in Eukaryota, Metazoa, Arthropoda, Insecta, Hymenoptera, Vespidae. Gene Ontology annotation, molecular function: amino acid transmembrane transporter activity. Gene Ontology annotation, cellular component: vacuolar membrane. The record is from RefSeq and is a predicted model, not a curated record. Bases 709 to 2133 code for a protein of 474 amino acids. The transcript is spliced from 10 exons.